Messenger RNA from Mytilus trossulus (common blue mussel), 2818 nucleotides. RefSeq names its product protein PRQFV-amide-like. Lineage: Eukaryota; Metazoa; Mollusca; Bivalvia; Mytilida; Mytilidae. The record is from RefSeq and is a predicted model, not a curated record. The transcript has a single exon. Bases 210 to 1022 code for a protein of 270 amino acids.
UCAAUGCCAUAAAAUGUCAGUUCGAUCGUAAAGAGGCAUAGAUGAAACUAUAAACGAGUAGUGUGAAUUUCUAGGAAUAAGCCAUACCUGAUCAUGUAAGCGAACGAAAAUUAACAUAACAGCGAGAACGAAAAGUAGAAAGAACAGUUGCAGUUUAUUGCUUUAUAGUUUUGUGACAUUUUUUUAGGAUUUCAUUUUCAUUUAAAGAUAUGAAUUCUGGAUAUAAAUUGACUAUCAAAAGACUAUGUUUUCUUCUUUCGAGUUUCGUAAUACUGACAAUUCAAACCACGGAAGCACUGGAAUCUCUGCAAAAUAAACAGAAGUCACAAGCAGCCUUAGACGAAAGCAGAGACAAGCGAAAUGCCGAAAUAGAUUUAUCACCAGAAGAUAGUGUUCGCACAAAACGAUAUAUUCCUUACGAAGAACUUCAAAAACGACUCAGACAUUUCAUAGGGAAAAGGGUAGAUGAUUUCCGAACAGCAAGUGAUAUUUUACCUACAGCAGAAAAAAGAAUGAGAUAUUUUGUUGGUAAAAGAGCAGAUGGAGAUCAAACGAAUGUAUUGGAUGACAACGACGAAGUUGAAAAAAGGAUGAGAUAUUUUGUUGGCAAAAGGUCACGUCUCCGUUAUUUUGUUGGAAAGAGAGAUGGCGACGAAGCUGUUCCCUCACAAGAUGAAAAUUUGGAGAAAAGAAUGCGUUAUUUCGUAGGGAAAAGGAGGUACUUUUUAGGAAAACGACGAUAUUUUCUUGGCAAAAGAGAUGGAAUAGAGGAAAAUGAUCCAGAGGAUGAAGUUGAAAAACGGUCUCGACUUCGAUAUUUUGUAGGAAAACGACCAUCAGAUGACUUUAUAAAUGGUAAUGCAUUCCACAAACGAAUGAGAUAUUUUGUUGGAAAACGGGAUCAAGAUAAAGAACAAAACAAUGAUCUGGAAAAACGAAUGCGAUACUUUGUUGGGAAAAGAGACAAUUCUGCAGACAGUGAGCAAUACGAUAAAAGACACAUGCGAUACUUUGUUGGAUGAAAUCUUUUGGACAUAUGAGGAAUAUUUCCUUUCAAAUAAGACUGUAAGUGAAAGAUUUCCUUUCAAAUGAAGCAAAUAAUUUUAACAAUGCUGAAUAUAUUUUAUUUUUGUUUUUUCAUUUUAUGUUACAUUUAUUUUCAUACACCUUUUUAAAAGGUCAGAAUCAAAGGUUGCGUCAAAGAAAAAAAAUGGAAUUAUCACGUUCUAUAUUUCAAACUGUGAAGUUUAUAGAUUGUGUGAAACAAUAUCUGUCACUAUUUUUAAAAGUGUCCUAUCAGAAUUUAACCAAACAUUGGUAUGUGAUAGAAAACUGAAUUAUUAAAGAGCUUGAUAGAACAGUAAAAUAUUGUCUUUCCUGUUGAUAUAUAAUUGCUGUUUAGUUGAUUUCUGAUGUACUGCAAGGAUCGAAAAAUAUUGUCUAUGUAAAACGAUUUUUUUAUUCCUCUGAAUAAGGUCAUGAUUUCAUUUUCUCAACAUAUUAGCCAUUUACAGACAGUUCUUCAAUAAUUGAUUAUUUCCUAUGUAAAAGCUCAAUUGUAUUAUUUUGCAAAAGCGAAUAAAGAAUAAAGGUAUACUUUUUUUUCAGUCUCGUUUUUUACUAAUGACACAGAUUUGAGUAAGACAAUAUUGUGAAGGUAUCUUUAUAAAAGAUUUUUAAAAUCAAUCGAAGCCAUGAGUUUUAAAUUUCAAUUUUAACUUUGGGAAUUCUUGUUACAAAGAGAACAGGCGAAGUAAACAUGACCAUGCAUGUACCUACAAUGCGGAUACACCUAUAUUAAGAUAAGCAUUUCGAAUACAAAUUUUGUUCUUAUGAAAAUCAUUUUUUUAAAUUUAGACUUUAAUUUCAAAAUUUGACUUUAACAUCGACUGAGCAAUAUUUUUGGGAAAAUGAAAAUGAAAACUAAAAAUAUUAAUGAACAUUUAAAAGAAUGUAUCAGUGCUAGUUCUAAACAAUGAGUGUGUGUCACGUUGUCUGUAUACGGAAAUGUCGCAUAAUCAAGUAAAACAUGAAAGGUGUUAGGAACGAAGACAAAGCACUAAACACCCAAUAUGCUGGGGUUUUUUGCAGACAAGCAAAAUAAAAUGCCAUUUGCUUUUUACAUUCUGUAGCUCCUCAAAUUUUUACAUAUAUAUAUAUAUAUCAGUUAAGUGUCAAAUUAUUUUGAUUUAUAGCGUUCAUGAUGAAGGUUUAUCCAGAAGAAAAAGAACUCUUUGGACGAUCAAAAUUGAUAAAUUAUUAUUGAUGAAUAUUUGGAGUUUCCCCUAUCCUUUUUAAUACUUAAAGAUCAAUUGGAACACUAUAAAAAAACGUUUGAAUCAAAGCAUGAUCACUGAUAAUGGUUUCGGACACCAGACAUCCAUAUGUAGUCGGAAUUCAUCCUUUUAAUAUUUGUUUUCAACAUUUUUUUGUGAAAACACUAACUUGAUAACAUUUUUUUAAACUAUUGGCUAUAACAUGUAGAAACUCGUUUUUUUAUAAAUGGACUAUGUUUUGCGUAUAGUUGACGUUCUUGACAAAUGACAUAUUUUUGUUAUGUUCUAUUUCUUUAUUUUGGUUCUGUAAUACUAGUCUUCUAUUCAAUUUUUUUACUCAGGGCGAUGAAGAGCUUGACAUCUGUAGAUUGUUGGAGGUCAUAAUUAUGUUGACCACUAUAUGGCAGUAGUUAUGUUUUUGUGUUGAUAAGUUGCUUUCUCAUUGACGUAUACUAUCAUCGACUUUUCGUCAUAUUUAUAUAGCCUUUUGUGAUUAUUUAUUUUUAACAUGCAUUAUGUAUCAAUAAAAAGUUAAUAUUUUU